AUGGUAUCCCAGAAAGAGACGUCGCGUGCGGAUGAGGUAACUAUCACCAUUCCAGUAGAGCCUGGUGAUGCCGAGGCCGGACGAGCGGCUGCUGUGUCGGCAGCUGCCGUGGGGCGCGCUCUCCAGACGGCCUUGCAGCGAAAGGCGUCUGCGGCGCCUCGACUGGCCCCGCGUGAGGUCUGGCUCUAUGACCCUGGCUAUACAAGCACGGCCUGCUGUCGCUCUGCAAUCACUUUUAUUGACGGUGAGAACGGUAUUUUGGAGUAUCGCGGGUUUCCAAUUGAAGCGCUCGCAACGACCUGCGGCUUCUACACCGUAGCGUACAUGCUGCUCGAGGGAACGUUUCCGGCGGACGCAAAGGUGCGCGCCCAGUUUGCCAAGAGCAUUCAACCAGGUCUCGACCUCGACCCUGUUGUCGCAAACGUCGUAGAGAGCUUCCCGCAGGAGGCGCACCCGAUGACGGUCUUUAUGGCUGCGACGGCUGCAUUGAGUGCGAGUCGCCCGGCAUGGAACCCCGCCCUCGUUCGAGGCGAUGGCGGCAGUUUGCGGUUGGUGUAUCGCACUCGCGCUGAACGUCAACGUAUCGCACAGGAAUGCAUUUCGUCACUCACCAGUAUCGCUGCAGCGGUUUUCCGUCACAUGCGUGGUUGCCCUGUGCGCUUUCCGAAGAGCACACAGCACCUGCGGGAGCAUCCUCUGGAUGCCUUUGCCCCUGACGGGUUCGCGCGAGCCUUCCUGCACGCUGCUGACCCCGAAGGCACACUCUGGCCUGAGCAACGUCAUGCAUCGGCAGUUUUCGCCGAAACCCUGGAUGUCAUCUUUGUACUGCAUGCAGAUCAUGAACUGAACUGCUCCACUGCAGCGAUGCGUCACCUGACUUCAGCAGGUUCCGAUGUCCUGACCUGUUUGGCAGCUGCGAUCGGGGCACUCUAUGGACCGUUGCAUGGCGGCGCAAAUGAGGCAGUUCUGAACAUGCUGGAGGAGAUCGGCAGCCCGGAGGCGGUGGAAGCCUUCGUCGCAUCCGUGAAGCGUCAGGAACGGAAGCUCAUGGGAUUUGGUCAUCGCGUUUAUCGGAGCUAUGAUCCACGGGCAAAAAUUUUGCGAACGCUAGCACAACAAGUGUUGCGGGAGGCGUCCACGGAAGGUCGUACUGCAAACGGACCGACGACUGCGAACGGCGCAUCAGACCCGCUGCUGAUCAUUGCUCAGACGCUGGAGAAGCGAGCACUGGAAGACCCCUACUUUACGGAACGGAAACUCUAUCCUAACGUUGACUUUUACUCAGGGGUUUUGUAUCGCGCGAUGGGUUUUCCGAGUGUUUUCUUUACAGUGCUGUUUGCCAUUGCGCGCACUGUUGGCUGGCUUGCGCACUGGAUGGAGAUGCUCGAACGGGACGCAACGGAUGCUGAACGCAAAAUCGUACGCCCUCGACAGAUCUAUAUCGGAAAGCGGCGACAACGCAUCCCGCUUGAAGCGGUGGAGAAACGACCUGAUCGCCGUUCGAGACUGUGA
Molecule: messenger RNA, 1512 nt
Organism: Cyanidioschyzon merolae strain 10D
Lineage: Eukaryota; Rhodophyta; Bangiophyceae; Cyanidiales; Cyanidiaceae
Product: citrate synthase
Exons: 1
Coding region: 1-1512 (503 amino acids)
Biological process (GO): tricarboxylic acid cycle
Molecular function (GO): acyltransferase activity, acyl groups converted into alkyl on transfer
Source: RefSeq, a predicted model, not a curated record